Molecule: messenger RNA, 2890 nt
Organism: Nothoprocta perdicaria
Lineage: Eukaryota; Metazoa; Chordata; Aves; Tinamiformes; Tinamidae
Gene: PRPF40A
Product: pre-mRNA processing factor 40 homolog A
Exons: 26
Coding region: 17-2710 (897 amino acids)
Biological process (GO): mRNA cis splicing, via spliceosome
Cellular component (GO): U1 snRNP; U2-type prespliceosome
Molecular function (GO): protein binding; RNA binding
Source: RefSeq, a predicted model, not a curated record
CCUGCUCAGCCCCUCCAUGCGGCCCGGCGGCGUGGACCGCGGCUCCCUCAUGAUGGGGCACCCGGGCAUGCCGCACUACCCGCCCAUGGGGAUGCACCCCAUGGGCCAAAGACCGCCUAAUAUGCCCCCCGUUCCGCAUGGGAUGAUGCCUCAGAUGAUGCCUCCCAUGGGAGGACCCCCAAUGGGGCAGAUGCCUGGGAUGAUGCAGUCAGUAAUGCCUGGAAUGAUGAUGUCUCACAUGUCCCAAGCUGCUAUGCAGCCUACGGUUCCGCCAGGAGUGAGCAGUAUGGAUGCACAAGUUGGUGUAACACCACCUGGAACUCAAACAACACAUCCCGUCGUUUGUGCAGCCCAGCAAACCGCCACGACCAACAGUUCUGUUAGUGAGGAGCAUUCUAAACAGAAAUCUACAUGGACAGAGCACAAAUCACCUGAUGGAAGAACAUACUACUACAAUACUGAAACAAAACAGUCCACCUGGGAGAAGCCAGACGAUCUCAAAACGCCUGCCGAGCAAUUGUUGUCCAAGUGCCCCUGGAAAGAGUACAAAUCUGAUUCUGGAAAGCCCUACUAUUAUAAUUCCCAAACAAAGGAAUCGCGCUGGGCAAAGCCCAAAGAACUUGAGGAUCUUGAAGCAAUGAUAAAAGCUGAAGAAAACAGCAUCAAGCCUGAAGACUCCACUGCAGCAACAGCAGCUGCAGCAGAGGCAACAAACACAACUGCUGCAGCCACAACUGCUGAAGCUGCUGCAGGUGCUGCUUCCAGCACUGCUGCUCCUGCAGCAACAGCCACGUCUGAUGCAGAAGCUACUGCAGCUGCUUCUGCGGCAGAAAAUGAAAGUGCAGCCGCCUCGGAGGAUCAGGGCCAGCAAGCGACUGCGGCCGCUGGGCAGGAGCAGGGCACAGAAGCUGCAGCUACGGAGGACUCUUCCAAGCAGGAGGCCUCAGGAGAUGCUGCUUCAAAGAAAGAGGAUGAAGAUGCCCAACCAGUUAAAAAAACCUAUACAUGGAAUACGAAGGAAGAAGCAAAACAAGCAUUUAAAGAACUGUUAAAGGAAAAGCGGGUACCAUCCAAUGCUUCCUGGGAGCAAGCUAUGAAAAUGAUCAUUAAUGAUCCUAGAUACAGUGCUUUGGCAAAGUUAAGUGAAAAAAAGCAAGCCUUUAAUGCUUACAAAGUUCAAACAGAAAAAGAAGAAAAAGAAGAAGCAAGAUCAAAAUAUAAAGAAGCUAAAGAAUCUUUCCAGCGCUUUCUUGAAAAUCAUGAAAAAAUGACGUCCACAACAAGAUACAAAAAAGCUGAACAAAUGUUUGGGGAGAUGGAAGUCUGGAAUGCCAUCUCUGAGCGCGAUCGUCUGGAAAUUUAUGAAGAUGUCUUAUUUUUUCUGUCUAAGAAAGAGAAGGAACAAGCUAAGCAGUUACGAAAGAGAAAUUGGGAAGCUUUGAAGAACAUACUAGAUAACAUGGCUAAUGUCACCUACUCUACCACUUGGUCAGAAGCUCAGCAGUAUCUGAUGGACAAUCCCACCUUUGCAGAAGACGAGGAGCUUCAGAAUAUGGAUAAGGAAGACGCACUGAUCUGUUUCGAGGAACAUAUCAGGGCACUAGAGAAAGAGGAGGAAGAAGAAAAGCAGAAAAGUUUGCUUAGAGAAAGAAGACGACAGCGUAAAAACAGAGAAUCUUUUCAGAUAUUUUUAGAUGAAUUGCAUGAACACGGUCAGUUGCAUUCAAUGUCCUCUUGGAUGGAGUUAUACCCGACCAUAAGCUCCGACAUCAGAUUCACUAAUAUGCUCGGUCAGCCUGGAUCAACAGCACUUGAUCUUUUCAAGUUCUAUGUUGAAGACUUGAAAGCACGUUACCAUGAUGAAAAGAAGAUAAUAAAAGAUAUCUUAAAGGAUAAAGGAUUUGUGGUUGAAGUGAAUACUUCUUUUGAAGACUUUGUUACAGUCAUCAGCUCAACUAAAAGAGCUACUACUUUAGAUGCAGGAAAUAUCAAACUGGCUUUCAAUAGUCUGCUGGAAAAGGCAGAAGCCCGUGAAAGAGAGAGGGAGAAAGAAGAAGCGCGCAAGAUGAAGCGGAAAGAGUCCGCGUUCAAGAGCAUGUUGAAACAAGCAACGCCUCCUAUUGAACUGGAUGCUGUCUGGGAAGACAUCAGGGAUAGAUUUGUGAAGGAACCAGCUUUCGAAGACAUCACUCUAGAAUCUGAAAGAAAAAGAAUAUUUAAAGAUUUCAUGCAUGUGUUAGAGCAUGAAUGCCAGCAUCAUCAUUCAAAGAAUAAGAAACAUUCUAAAAAGUCUAAAAAACAUCACAGGAAGCGAUCCCGCUCUCGUUCAGGCACGGAGUCGGAGGAUGACGAUAGCCAUUCAAAGAAGAAGAGGCAGCGUUCAGAAUCUAGAUCCGUUUCUGAACGUUCUUCUAGUGCAGAAUCUGAGAGAAGUUACAAGAAGUCGAAAAAACACAAGAAGAAGAGCAAGAAGAGAAGACAUAAGUCAGAUUCACCAGAAUCAGAUAUUGAACGAGAAAAAGACAAAAAAGAUAGAGAGUGUGAAAAGGAUAGAGCUAGACAAAGAUCUGAAUCAAAACAUAAAUCUCCUACUAAAAAAAGACCUGGAAAAGAUUCAGGCAACUGGGACACGUCGGGCAGCGAGCUGAGCGAGGGCGAGCUGGAGAAGCAGAGGAGGACGCUGUUGGAGCAACUGGAUGAAGAUCAAUGAGAACGUUAUUUAUACCAAAUAUGUUUACAUUGUGGCAUAAUAAAAGAAACUAAUGUCGCAGUGGGGACGUAGGUUUCCCUAUCCCGAGUUCCACUGUUGAAAUAACAGUGGGUUUUAAUCUUACCACGCAAAUAUGUUCAAGUACUAUUGUUACGGGCCUGGAAUCAAACCUAGAAAAGC